Messenger RNA from Coccomyxa subellipsoidea C-169, 771 nucleotides. RefSeq lists its product as hypothetical. Bases 1 to 771 code for a protein of 256 amino acids. The transcript is spliced from 8 exons. The record is from RefSeq and is a predicted model, not a curated record. NCBI's taxonomy places the organism in Eukaryota, Viridiplantae, Chlorophyta, Trebouxiophyceae, Coccomyxaceae.
AUGUGCGAGAACGGUUUCUGCAUAUACAGCUUCAUUGUGCUGUUUGCAGCCGCGGCGCUGUACCAAAACCAGAAAGACAGCUGGAGUCUUUUCAGCUUCGAAGUGCCCAAGAUCCUGCCAACCACCACAAACGGCACCCAGCAGCAGACUGAUAUCUUCCUCUAUGAUGGCCAGAAUCUGGCACUGGCUGUGGAAACUCUGGAUGGUACGGAGCUACCGGGCCUCUUCAAGCUGGCCAAUGUUCCCGGGCAGCCAGGGCAGAGGCACCUGGUGCCUAUGGACGAGGAUGCUUCCAACACAAACAUCACUUCCCCAAACCUGCAGGCCUCAAACUUGAGCGGACCGCUCCAGCCAACAGAGGGCAAUACCCAGUCGGUGCCUGAUACCCUGGGCCUGCUCGGCGCUCGAGGCAAAGCCGAACACAUCUGGGAAGUGUCUAUGGGCCACUACAGCAGCCAGAACGUGUCAGAGGCUGCAGUGACUCAAUUGGCCACCCGGGUCUACAAAGAGCACGCUGAUGAGUUUUCUGAUGGGAUCUCAAACUUCGCUGAGGAGUGCGCCAAAACAUUGUCUCACAAUGUGACCAAAGCUGCUGAGCUCUUCUGGGGGUGGAAGGUCGCAAUAGGAAUUGGCGAGCUAGCUCUGAAACUCCCUGUGAACCAGCAGCAGCAGCACCUGUCCCUCUUGCUGACAUCCAUCUGCAGCGGCGCGGUGGGGAAUUGCGUUAUCUUGCCCACCCGGCCGCCAGGCGUCUCCCUCACACCCACCUAG